AUGCGUUCCCGCAGACAGUCCUUCAGCACCAUCGGCCGCGAAGCCGGGCCCUCGCGCGGCCCCGUCGACAUACGCGGCUGGGUAAACAGCACCGACAGCAGCGUCUCCGCCUCCGCCACACGCAGCACCGCGUCCUCGCGCGCCCCUACAAACGCCUCGAGCGUGCACCCGCACUCCUCCGUAUCCGGCUCGCACCGCGGAUCCACGAGCCGCAGCUCCUCGGCGACGCGCCCCCAGGCUGUACCUUGGAUGGCGCACCGCGCACAGUCGCGCCCACCCGCUAUUUCGAUGCUGCAGUACCCGCCUACCGUGCCGGUGUCAGACUACUCCGGGCUCACGUCCUCGGCUAGUCGCGCGCGGACCCUGGCUUCCGCGCCUAGUUCGGCCCGUUCGUCGUCGACUGUUCGCGCGCCAACUAGGCCGCCUUCCGUGUCGGGCUCGGGCCGCUCGUCGUCCGUGGCGAGCCCCGUGCAGCAUUCGGCUGCUAGUAGCAAUGCGGCUCACCUUGCAUUAGUCCGGCGGUCGCUUGCCACGUCGGGCCCGCAGGAUCCGGCUACUAGCAAUGCGGUUCAUCGUGAUAUGGUUCGGCGGUCGCAGUACCCGCCGCUUUCCGCGUCGAGCGCGUACACCCAUUCUUCCGCGUCCCGAACCGCGGUCCCGGCUUCGAGGCCUGGAUCGGCGCAGCGAUCGCACGUGUCGGGUUCGCAUCACCCUUCGUCUGCGUCGUCGCACUCGCAGCGACGGGCUUCGGUUUCUGGGACUUCGGCUGCUUCUGGCGCGUCUCGUGCAUCUGGCUCGCGUACCAGCCACACACCGGGACAACGUGUGGGCUGGGCCCACGGGACGGGUACCGCCGAUGACCCUUACUAUCUCCCCCGGGGCCAGGCGACUGCUGGAAACGGCACUGUCAGCAGUCCCUGGCGGGUAGUCUCGAGCCGUGGCCCCGUCCCGGGGCCUAAUGGUCAGCCCGUUCACAUGGACGCUGAGAUAUACAUGCGGGAGAGCGUGACCUGGCGAUACUGA
This is a messenger RNA of Annulohypoxylon truncatum, 1023 nucleotides long. RefSeq lists its product as uncharacterized. The record is from RefSeq and is a predicted model, not a curated record. Bases 1 to 1023 code for a protein of 340 amino acids. NCBI's taxonomy places the organism in Eukaryota, Fungi, Ascomycota, Sordariomycetes, Xylariales, Hypoxylaceae. The transcript has 2 exons.